Molecule: messenger RNA, 829 nt
Organism: Cornus florida
Lineage: Eukaryota; Viridiplantae; Streptophyta; Magnoliopsida; Cornales; Cornaceae
Exons: 4
Coding region: 107-634 (175 amino acids)
Source: RefSeq, a predicted model, not a curated record
AGUAGGGAUUAGGGUUUGGAUGGAGUAAGGAAUAAAUAGAGGGAAUAAAUAGUGGUCUAUUAUUUUAUCGUGAAGAAGAUCAGCAAAUCUGUGAAUACAAGAUCGAAUGGCAUACUCCGAUUCCGAUUCCGAUUCCGAUUCCGAUUCCGAUUCGAAUCUUAUAAGCAGCGUUCGCGUAGAGAUGCCUCCCCAUCGACCUAAGGAAAGCCUCGGUCCCAAUCAGUACCUAGCGUACACCAGUCUUCCGAUCAGUCUCAUCUGCGACUCUUGUGGCAACCGCAUGCCCAAAUGCUCCGAGAUUGCCGUCACACACGAUGUCUCGGGCAAAGGUGGUCGAGAUAUAACUUGGUCCAAGAUCUACGUGGAUUGCACCAAUUCAAAUUGCAUAGCUGAGAUCACGUUAAAGCGUAAGGGCUGCAAAUUUGUUGUUUUGUCUGGUGCAACUCCGUAUUUCCGGCCAGAGGAUGAGAAAUUGGAAUGUCCUGGCAAAGUUAGGAUAAAAACCCACCGCAUCUAUCAAGGAAAUCUUACUUCUUCUGGAGUUAUGGCUUCUAUUGCUUCUUCAGUUAUGGCUCCUAGCAAGAUCAACUCGAAACAAAAGAGACGGAAACGAAAGAUCAUUCCCGCUAAAUGAUGACAAGCCACGAGGGUAAAAUUUUAGUUUGGUUGGAUUACAUUCUUUUGAUAAGACACAUUAGACCUUGUUUUUAUACUUGUAGAUUGUGAGCUCUUUAAAUGCAAAAAUAACUUGUAAUAUUUUAACUCGGCACAUGCAGUGUGCUUCAUUGAAGUUUAUAAUAGAAUUUGCCUAUUAAAGUGUGUUUAGUAA